CGCUGUUUUCCGCAGUCAGUCAUCUCUUAUUCCCACGCGAUGAGCGAUACGUCACUCACCGGCCAGCAGCACUUGGUGCUCGGCAUUGAUAUCGGAACGACGACGGUCAAAGUAUGUCUUGUGUCGGCCAAGACGAAAAGUGUCGUCCAGGCCGCUUCAAGGGAGACUAAAUCUUCAAUGGUUAGCGACUUGGGCCCAUUAGGCAGCGAACAAGAUGUCCACAAGAUCUGCACUGCCUUGCAGUUCUGUUUAUCCAGGUUGCCGAAGGAGUCUCUGGUACGAGUGACCCACGUGGCCAUCUCAGGGCAAAUGCAUGGAUGUGUCCUUUGGAAAUCUGACAAUGGCUGGAAAAGGAACAAUUUUGGAAGGUAUGAGACUGAAGAAGUGAGUGUUCUGUAUACGUGGCAAGACGGACGCUGUAGUUCUGAAUUCCUGGAGUCUUUACCCAAGCCAGAUUCACAUCUACGACUGAGCACAGGACAUGGUUGUGCCACUCUCUUUUGGCUGUCAAGAAAUAAACCUGAUUUGAUCGCACAAUAUGAUACCGCUGGAACGGUGCAGGACUUGGUUGUGGCCAUGAUCUGUGGUUUAGAGCGCCCUGUUAUGUCUGCCCAAAACGCUGCUGGAUGGGGCUAUUUCGAUACUGAGACUCGAACCUGGAACAUCGAAAAGCUAAAAGAAGCCGGAUUCCCUGUCCACCUUUUGCCAGAUGUUACCAUCGCAGGGAAUAUCGUCGGUCGGAUGCCAUGUGCCUGGUAUGGUAUACCAGAAGGAACGCCCGUAUUCGCUGCCUUAGGAGAUAUGCAAUGCUCUGUUUUCUCAAGCAUGGAAACUGAAUCUGAUGCUGUGAUGAAUCUCAGCACCUCAGCUCAACUCUCGUAUUUAUUGCCAGAAGAUUUUAAACCGCCUCCUUCCGUUUCGACCGCACCCGUGGAAUACUUUCCUUACUUCAAGGGGCGAUAUCUGGCUGUGGCCGCCUCUUUGAACGGCGGAAAUGUUCUGGCUGCUUUCGUUAAGAUGUUACAGCAGUGGUCUCAUGAACUGGGUCUCGGGGUUCCUGAAAGCAAGAUAUGGGAACGUAUCACAGCACUUGCCCAGGAUGAGUCUUCUGCGGAUUCAGAGAUGGAAAUUAUUCCAAUCUUAUACGGAGAAAGGUACUUGCCAGACGACCACAGAGCACUUGUUAGGAACAUUGACCCUCACUGUCUGGGUCUGGGAAAGGUUUCUCGUAGCCUCUUCCGCGGCUUGAUAUCUAAUUUACGUUCCAUGAUGCCCAGAGAAAUCUUGAUCGAGGCAGGCAUCAAUAGAAUCAUCGGUAGUGGCACUGCUCUAACUAAGAAUCCAGUUCUACAGAGAGAGUUGGAGACGCAAUAUGACUUGCCAGUCGUCUAUGGCACAGGAAGUGAUGCAGCCGUCGGAGUGGCUCUGGCUGUGUUACCAUACUUGUGAUGAAAUUGCAGAUCUUUAAAGGAUACCUUCUAGUCAGAGACAGUCCAAUUCUGGUCUGAAGGUGCUUGUGAUUGCGUUCUGAAAUUCGCAAGAAACAUCGAGAUUUUUAGAGCUGUUAAGUUUGCUGAGUUUACUUUUACAAGAUUUGCGCAAGUUCCUCCAGAUUUAACUAUCGUUAAUUUUUGGCAGCCAGAGACAUGACUUUAUUUACUUACCAGCAUUUCCUCAUAAUUACUCUCAUCCACUUCUAAGAUCUUCAGCUUAUAACAUGCCGACAAUCCACAGUAAAGUACCGAAUUUGGAAUCAUAUCAAAACACUGAAAAACCAGUUAUGUGCAUAACUUGGCCAGUUUAAUUCACAAACUGUUAUUACUUUUACACUUCUACAAAAGUUAUGUUUCUUGCUAUUUCCGAUUGUGUUGAAUAUAUCAUUUUUCAUAUAAAAUACUAAUACCUAAAUAAAGUUGCUUUUUUAUUCUCAGUGGUCAAUAUUUUCUAACGGACUCGCAGAUGUCUUUGAUGACUGCUGCUUAUCCCGAGUCUUUAAAUGAGAAGAUGCUUGUGAAUAAUCAUUGAAGGAUUAGGAAUUGCAUCUCUUAUUGGCCACAGAUCCAGUGGAUACAGUAAGACUUGGUUCAGCUACAUCUAAAUUUUCAUCGAAAUCUCUCCAGUUUACCCUUCUAUAAUUUCUAGAGAAGAUUUCCACUCUGACGGAUUUUAAAUGCAUUUCUUCUGCACAAACACUACAGUUACUAGCGUCCGUGUCUUAGCUACGAUUGUAUUAGGUUAUGUUAAGUUAACUAAUUAAGGCAAAGCAACUCGAGGGUUACCUGCCGAUUAGGAAAGAUGUCUUUCUUAGGGAAGUUUUUAAGAAAAUUACCUGAUUAGGCAUGAGCAUCAAAGGCUCAUUAGAUAGAAUACACAUGAAGAAAACCACAAAAAUCCUAAUGUAGCCGGCCUGUUUGCUAGAAUUUGAAGCCGCGUCAAACUAGAAGUGAUCAGGACUUUACCGCUCGGCUGGCUAAUAGGCCCACCUAGGACUGAAACCACUGAUUUGAUACGAGAGAAUGAUAAGCUGACCACUCAUUUGUCUUACGUGUAGAAGUGUACUGGCUAUUGAUCUUGUAAUAUUAAUUUUAAUUACAUACCAUUUUCAAUUUUC
Molecule: messenger RNA, 2611 nt
Organism: Stegodyphus dumicola
Lineage: Eukaryota; Metazoa; Arthropoda; Arachnida; Araneae; Eresidae
Product: sedoheptulokinase-like
Biological process (GO): glycerol metabolic process; phosphorylation; cellular response to lipopolysaccharide
Cellular component (GO): cytosol
Molecular function (GO): sedoheptulokinase activity
Source: RefSeq, a predicted model, not a curated record